Messenger RNA from Thamnophis elegans (Western terrestrial garter snake), 1405 nucleotides. RefSeq names its product cell division cycle and apoptosis regulator protein 1-like. The transcript has 4 exons. Lineage: Eukaryota; Metazoa; Chordata; Lepidosauria; Squamata; Natricidae. The record is from RefSeq and is a predicted model, not a curated record. Bases 109 to 588 code for a protein of 159 amino acids.
UUGUGUUAACCUUAGGUUAAGAAACUACUUAGUAAAGUAGUACUUCGUGAAUCUUGCUUUUAUAGAAAACUAACAGAUACUUCUAAAGAUGAAGAAAAUCCAGAAGAAAUGGAAAGUCCACCGGAAGAACUGUUUGGAAAUAGGCUGCUUCUACCAUCUCCUGCGAUAAAACAAGAAUCCAAAACAUCCGAAGAAAAUGUCGGUCUCAUUGUCUAUAAUGGAGCCAUGGUGGAUGUGGGGAGUCUCUUGCACAAGUUAGAGAAGAGUGAAAAAGCACGAGCUGAAAUGGAACAGAAACUUCAGUCACUGGAAGAAAAAACAGAUGAAGAUGAAAAGACUAUAUUGAGUUUGGAGAAUUUAAACAAAAGCCUCUCUGCAGAAAUUAAAGAGGUUAAAAAAGAGCUCAGCCAGUUGCAAGACAAUCUGAAGCUCUCAGAAGAUACAAAUCUACAAUUUGAAGGGCAGCUGACUAAGACCAUCAAAGGUUUGGCAACCGUUAUGGAUGAAAUACACAUGGUUCUUAAGAAGGAUAGUGUGAAGAAUGAAGGUAAAGAUCAAACAUCCAAAGAAAAUGGAGCAAAUGUAUGACAAACAUACUGCUUGCUGGAGAAAAAAAAAGAAUGUUACAUAAUGUAAUAUAAAUCAUGAAACUGGAGUGUAUGAAAGUGAUGCAUGUUUAAUUUAGUAGUAUAAAUACCUUAGUCCAAGCAAGGUUGUAUAAAGUUUUAUAAAUGUGUGAGCCUGCUUCAAAAGAUUGCUUGUAAUUCACAGCCCUCGAUUUGUUAGACACUCCUUGAGUGGAAAUAAUUUUGCAUUGCAAAAUGUUUUAGGGUAAACUUGGUUAUAGUUUGAAUGCUAAUAAAAGUUCAUCAACUUCAUGGAAAAUAGCAAGUAUUUAAUUAUCAAAAGUUUCCUUUUAAGAUUUAGUGCAAACAUUUUUCAUUAUUUAUAGAGAUGCCAUUCUUCGGUUUUAUUUCAGAUUAUUUAGGGUUUUUUUUAAAUAAAAAAAUCGGGUAUAUAAAUCAUAGCAUGCUGCUUAAUUUUGCCAGUAAAGAUUUUUAAAUACACUCUUGAAUUUUCGUCACAGUUUUUCCCUUUGAAUUGUGAGUUUUCUUGGAAGUUCUUAUUACUGUUUUGAUACACAGUAAUUGAGGAAAAGAAUAAGGAAAUUAUAGAACAUUGAUAAAUUGGGAUUUAUAUGAAAACAUAUUUGUUUUAUUAUACAUAUUUUGUAAUCCUUGAAAUGUUCUAUCCCUACAUUAAUAUAUUAGCAACUUUUAAAAUUUUUAUGAGAAUGUACAAUUGACUAAGACACCCCAGGCCAGUAGAUGUCAGUAUAAUGCUUUAUUUGGAAAAAUUGCUACUAGUUUUAUAUUGGCUUUCAUUAAAUUGGCUAUUUACCUUC